AUGAAGUGCAUUUUCAGUGAUGAUGCCGACUUUGCUGUGCAAUCCCCAUCCUUGGAGCCCUUGUUACCGCCAGAGGUGAGCACGCCUGGUCGAGACAUUGAGGCCAGGACGGGGCUCCGCAGCCCCUACACGUUGAUCAAGAGGGCCAAUUCCCUCCUCGCCUGUCUUCGUUGGGUCGAUGGUCAGCCCCUUGCAAAUCUGUCCUUCUCGGGUGUGUUCCAAGAGACUCUUGUUUGGGAACAUUUUCAGUACUUGAAGAAAGAAAACAAGCCUCCGACCAGCGGUUCGACGUUGCUUUCUGCCAUGCGGUUCUUGCACUACGUCCUUGAGGUGGAUGUGCAGGUAUGCAUUUCUAGCCGGCGCAUCGUCGGUGCCAGUCAGCAGUUGGCUGCUAAGACCCGUUGGCUCAAGCAGGCUCGUGCAUUAACAGUUGAUCAGGUUUGCAAAUUGCAUGAACUUCUCGAAGGCAGCGACGACCCCCUGUUGCGUUGCUUCGCUGCAUAUGCCUUGAUCGCCGUCUAUGGACGAUGUCGGCACUCUGACCUGCAGUGCAUCUGGGACCUGGAGUGCGAUUUCGAUGGUGUUUCGGGCUUUCUGCAGAUUCGAACAGGUCGUCACAAGACCUCGACCACCGCCAAGAAGAAGGCGUUUGAAGCUGUUAACCUGUGUUUAAUUGGCAAGAUUGACGGGCCCAUUUUCCGCCCACCCCUUGAUGCUGAGUGCUCUGCCCUCUGUGCUCGCCCCGUGUCCUCGCAAGAAGUGUCCAGGAUGCUUCGUCAAGCCCUCGAUUUGCCUGAGGACUCCGGCGUGUCCUCCCAUUCCCUCAAGGUCACUGGCCUGUCCUGGGCAUCCAAGGCUGGCACGCGCGCUGGCAUGGACCGUGAUACUUGUGCUGUCUUGGGUCGGCAUGCUCGCAAUCAACUCACGACUGAGGUUGUGUACAGCCGUGAUCUCAGCGCGGCCCCGUCGUUGGCCUUUUCUCGCUUGUUGCAUCAGGUUGCUCUUGGGGUGUUCAUGCCAGAUGCUCCUUUACGCGCUUUCUGGAGUGAGUCCUGUGAAGCCUCUCCUGGCCCAGCACCGAUUUUGCCUGUCGUGCGACCCUCCGGAGCCAUCAAAGUUGAAGAUUCCGCCUCCGAAGCCGAGGAGUCUGCGCAUGAGAGUAGUGAGGAUUCCUCUGAUUCUGAGGCCUCCCGAAGCAGCAGCUCGGACAGUGUGACCCAUUCCUCCAGCCCUCCCCUCAGCAAAAAGGCCCGCCGCUUUCUGCCUGAGACACGGGAUGAGUCCGACGUCUGGGUGAUCCACCGUCGUUCCCGCAAGUUGCACUUGGUCCGCGGCCAAAGCACUCUUGAUGCGUGCCUUCAAGUUCUUGCAUGCGGACGUGUGCGCUCCGAUGCGUACAGAGUUGCCGAGGAUGCUGACCUGGAUGCGGUCGAGUGUUAA
Messenger RNA from Symbiodinium natans, 1440 nucleotides. The record is from the annotation of a GenBank genome assembly. NCBI's taxonomy places the organism in Eukaryota, Dinophyceae, Suessiales, Symbiodiniaceae.